CGGACCUGCCUCUAUUUUUCAGUCAGGCGGCACUCAGGGCAGCCCGGGAGGUCUGGCGGGCGAAAGGGCUUGUGGGAAGGGGCCUCUCCUGAGGGAAAGGAGGUAGAGCGGUGGCGGCUGCUGCUGCUGCUGAACAAAAUGGCGGCGAGUGGCGGAGCUGAGGUGGCUGGUGCCGCCGCGGCCGAAGAGGAGCUGCGGGAGGCGGGGGACUCAGAAGAGGAGGGCGAAGGCGGCGGGGGCGAGGAGUCCGAGUCCGAGGAGUUCUCUGUGGAAGGCGAGGAUGAGGAGAAGGAGAACGAGGCCGAGAUCCAGCGCCUGGAGGAGCAGCUGUCCAUCAAUGCAUUUGAUUACAACUGCCAUCUGGAUCUCAUAAAAUUGUUGCACCAGGAAGGAGAAUUAGUCAAACUCCGAAGAGCCCGUCAGAAGAUGAGUGAACUCUUUCCCCUCACUGAAGAAAUUUGGCUAGAUUGGCUGAAGGAUGAGAUUCGUAUGGCCUCAGAAAACUCGGACAGGGACAAGAUCUACGAUCUCUUUGAGAGAGCUGUGAAAGACUACAUUUGUCCGGAAAUAUGGCUAGAAUAUGCCCAGUACUCGAUUGGUGGCAUUGGCCAGGAGGGAGGCAUUGAGAAAGUUCGCUCGAUAUUUGAAAGGGCCUUAACUGCUGUUGGCCUUCACGUGACGAAAGGAGCUGCCAUUUGGGAGGCCUAUCGAGAGUUUGAAAAUGCUAUCUUGGAAACGGUACAGCCAGCAGCUGGGGGCAUUCCAUCUGCUGAUCAGCAGCAGACCAUCUGUGCCCAGCUUGAGAAGAUCCACAUGCUCUUUAGGCGUCAGUUGGGGAUCCCACUGCUGGAUAUGGAGGCUACUUAUGCGGAAUAUGAAGAGUGGUCUGAGGAACCGGUCCCUGAAGCAGUGACCAGAAACUACAAGAAGGCAUUGGAGCAGAUGGGGAAAUGUAAACCCUAUGAAGAGGCCCUGCUAGUAGCUGAGACACCAAAGCUAGCAGAAUACCAAGCCUACAUAGACUUUGAAACGAAGGCUGGGGACCCGGCUCGCAUUCAGCUGAUCUACGAGCGUGCCUUGGCUGAGAACUGCCUUGUGCCAGACCUUUGGGCUCGUUACACUAUGUAUCUGGACCGACAGCUGAAAGUGAAAGACUUGGUGCUUUCUGCACAUGAGCGAGCAGUCAGGAAUUGCCCUUGGACCGUCAAGCUGUGGAACCAGUACCUUCUGGCCAUGGAGAGGCAUCGAGUUGAGCAUGAACUGAUUUCCGAGAACUUCGAAAAGGCGCUGAACGCUGGCUUCAUUCAGGCUACCGACUACGUGGAAAUCUGGCAGGCAUACCUGGAUUAUUUGCGGAGAAGGGUGGAUUUCACUCAAGACUCCAGUAAACAGCUAGAAGAACUCCGGUCUGCCUUUGCCCACGCGACAGAACACUUAGAGCAAGAAGUGGAAGAGCGGUUUAGUGAGAGUGGGGAUCCUUCGUGCACCAUCAUGCAGACCUGGGCGAGGAUCGAGGCUCGCCUGUGCAACAACAUGCAGAAGGCUCGAGAACUCUGGGACAACAUCAUGACCAAAGGGAAUGCGAAAUAUGCCAGCAUGUGGUUGGAGUACUACAACCUCGAGCGAGCGCAUGGUGAUACCCAGCAUUGUAGAAAGGCCUUACAUCGGGCGGUGCAAUGCACAAGCGACUAUCCAGAGCAUGUCUGUGAGGUGCUGCUUAUGCUGGAAAGAAUGGAAGGCACUUUAGAAGACUGGGAUGCAGCUGUUCAGAAAACGGAAAAUCGGCUUGCUCGAGUCAAUGAACAAAGAGUUAAGGCUGCCGAGAAGGAGGCCGCCCUGGCAAAACAGGAGGCAGAGCGGGCUGAGCAGCGGAAGCCGUCUCGGGCGGAGAAGAAGAGGGCUGCCAAAAAGGCCAAGAAACUUAAAGCUGGAGACAAGCGCAAAGCGGAUGAGGGCGAUGGCGAGUGGGGGCAGGAGGAGGAGGAAGCUGAACAGCCCUGCAAGAGGCACAAGAGGGGUGAUGGCGGCGACGGCAACACGUUGGCUGAGGAUGAGGUCGAGGACAUGGAGAUGGAAACUGGAGUCUUUGGAAGAAAUGUGCCCACAAAUGCAGAUUUGAGACCAAAGGAGGAGGCGGGGGCGGCAGCUUCCAAGUGGAAAGAUGUCCCCAAAAUCUUCCACGACAGCGAGAAAGACAACGUCACGGUCUUUGUCAGCAACCUCUCCUACAGCAUGGCGGAGCCCGAGGUGAAGCUGAAGGAUCUCUUUGCAAACUGUGGGGAGGUGACGGAAGUCCGCCCCAUCUUUAGCAACAAAGGGACUUUCCGGGGCUACUGUUAUGUGGAGUUUAAGGAUGAGAAGGCUGCUCUGCAAGCUUUUGGCCUGGAUCGGAAAACCGUUGAGGGGAGACCAAUGUUCGUUUCUCCGUGCGUCGACAAGAACAAGAAUCCAGAUUUUAAGGUGUUCAAGUAUAGCACUGCCCUGGAGAAACACAAGCUCUUCAUCUCUGGCUUGCCUUUUUCCUGUACUAAGGAGGAGCUGGACGAGAUGUGCAAAGCCCAUGGGAACGUGAAGGAUAUCCGACUGGUCACAAACCGAGCUGGUAAACCCAAGGGCCUGGCCUAUGUGGAAUUUGAGAAUGAAACACAGGCCUCCCAAGCAGUGAUGAAAAUGGAUGGCCUGACUAUCAAAGAUCAUGUUAUUAAGGUGGCAAUCAGUAACCCACCUGUUCGAAGGUUUCCUGAAAAGUCUGAGGCUGCAGGGAGAGCAUCUCAGUCCCUGGUCCCCCGGCAGAUCUAUGGCGCCCGGGGCAAGGGGAGAACCCAGCUCUCGAUGAUGGUCCCUCGUGCGUUACAGCGCCAAAGCGCCCCUGUGGCCAAGGCAGAGAAUGGAAUGGUCCAGAACCCACCAGCCCCAUCCCUGCCCAUAGAGGAGCCCAAGAAGAUGUCCAAUGCAGACUUUGCCAGGCUGCUUCUGAACAAGUGAAUGAGUUGCAGUGACCAGCAGGGCAGGGGGGGUGCGAAGUGCCGCCUUGGGAGCCACACUGUGUUCCUGCGUACUGGCAAGAGAAGCGCCACCUGUCGCUCCUCCUCUGGACUUCCAUACCUACAAAACUAUACAGAGCUGGGAGCUGCUGAAAUGGAAUGGUCUGCUUUUUCUCUGAGAAUCAGAGGGCAAAGAUGUUGCAUUUGGGGCUUUUGGGGAGGGUGGGCAAAUCCUGGUUAAAAUGGCUUUAAAUGUUCCCUCAUAUUGAGGGAUGUGAUGUGGUGAGAACUCACUUGAGAGGUAGGGUACACAACAUGAUGUUCCAUGGAGGUUUUUCCUUUAAAAAAAACUUUUUAACAAAUGAGAAGUUUAUAAUGUGAAAGCUUAUUGCUGUUAGUUUGUAUAAAUCCUACGGCAGGCACAGAUCCAGUUGGACAGGGCAACUUCUCUAUCUAAUAGGCAGUACACUUUGCAGACACUUGCUGUCAGAUUUGUGGCACUACCCAUCUCCUCCUCCUGUAUAAAGUUGUUAUAAAUAGCAGAUGCUAGUAACUUCACCAUAAUGGCCUAUUUUAGUACUGGGGUGCAGGGGUAGGAAUUUAUAUUGAACCUGUACUGACCAUUUGCUCAAGUUGGUCUGUUUUUUUAAAGAUCUAUAUCUAUAUAUAUUUGUGUAUUUGUAAAUGAUGUGCCAGACCAUUAUUUUUCAGCUUUGUUUGACACAAUACUAUAAGAACUGCCUGUCAACUUGGAUGUGCUGCUUCUGUGGACCAUUUGGCAUUUUUGUUCUGCCAAACAUCUGUACUUAUUUAUAUCCCGGCUCAGUUUUUGCUUUGUUUUCUGAUUACUAUUUUUUGCUUCAGUUUUUUCCCUUGGUUUUAUACACAAUGUGAAGUGUGAGUUUACGUUCCUCCUUUGGGUUCAUUAAAGCAAGUCUUGAGAGCUGCCUGGUUAUUGUUGCUUACAUGAAUGUUAUUGGG
This is a messenger RNA of Rhineura floridana, 3965 nucleotides long. RefSeq names its product spliceosome associated factor 3, U4/U6 recycling protein (gene SART3). The record is from RefSeq and is a predicted model, not a curated record. Gene Ontology annotation, molecular function: protein binding; RNA binding. Bases 139 to 2985 code for a protein of 948 amino acids. Lineage: Eukaryota; Metazoa; Chordata; Lepidosauria; Squamata; Rhineuridae. The transcript is spliced from 19 exons. Gene Ontology annotation, biological process: RNA processing.